UUUUUGCAUUCGAAUAAUGGAACUCGUCGUGGAGAGACGUUUCCUCGCUCUCGUCAUUUUAUUCGUCUUAAUUAGUCCUUUCGAGUGUUCGAGUAGAGUCAAACGAAUCGUGGGGGGAAAUCACGCCGCCAAACCCCCAGAGGAUGAUCCGGUGGUUUUUGUGAAUAGAGACGAUCGCGACGCAAGAAUUUACGGUUCUCGUGAUCCUGACAAAGGAUUUUACGUCUUCAAAGGGAUCAGAUUCGGCGAACCGCCUGUUGGGCGCAGUCGAUUUCAGCGACCAAGAGCUGUGCAUUUGAACGGCGAGUACAACGCAACGGCCUGGGGUCCACCGUGCCCCCAGCUCCACAAAGGAAAAGUUGUGGGUUCCGAGGAUUGCCUAUUCCUGAAUGUCUUCACCCCAGCACUUCCGGACUCUGGGGACGGCUAUCCCGUCCUCAUAUGGAUCCACGGAGGAGGAUUUCGCAUUGGUGCAGCCUGUCAAUACGAGAUGAGGAAUUUAAUCAAGAAACACAUGGUCGUUGUCUCCAUCCAGUACCGACUCGGGUCGCUAGGAUUCCUGAGUACAGGGACUCGAGAUUUACCAGGAAAUAACGGAAUGUUUGACAUGACUCUCGCUGUCAAUUGGGUGAAGAAAUAUAUUGGAUAUUUCGGGGGAAAUCCGGAGAGAAUUGUCGCCUUUGGACAAGGCACUGGGGCUAGUUCCGCCCUGAUGCUUUCUCUGUCGUCCUUGACUAAAAAUCAUUUCAGUGGACUGAUUGCAAUGUCUGGAACUCUUCUAUCCAAUUUCGUUUUUGAUAGAGACCCCAUGCAAACGACAAAGUUCAUAGCUUCUUCUCAUGGAUGUCCUAGUGAGAAUGUAACCGAGAUGGUACGAUGUCUUCAGGAAUUACCGGUAGAAAAAUUAAUUUCAGUGGAUGCGAAACUAUCGCACAUUCGAAUGGUGGCUGAUGGCUUCAUUUCGGAGAUAUCCGCGCUUUUGGCAGCUGGACCUGUGGUGGAAGGAAGGGAUGACGAAAGGGCACUUCCAAAUUUAAUGACUGACACACCCGAAAGCGUCUUAAGUCUCGGGAACUUCCCGAAAAUUCCUCUUCUGACUGGAGUCGUCAAAGACGAAACUGGAGGAUCCAUCGCCGGCGGCUACAGGAGCGAAGUUGAUAAUAAACUGAAGUCAGUCCCAGACUUUUUGACUAGAGAAUUGGUUCCAUCUCUUCAGAACACAAUUCCAUUUUUUGGUAACGGCUCAAGGCAGUUCAUUCCCAACGCUUUCAGCGAGUACUUGAAGAUCCCCGAGGGUGGGAGUCUACGGGAGAGUCUGACGAAAGUUGCCGAAGCCGUCACCGACGCAAUAUUCAAUGCCCCCGCCCUUCUAACCCUCAACUACUGGAGCAAAAAAGCGAAUGCUUAUUUCUACAGCUUCGAUUACAACAGCACACACUCUCACGGAAAGGACUUUUUGGCUGGACUUCCUCUGGUGGACGCCAAGGACCCGUCACUGGGGUCGACAGGCCACGGAGACGAUCUGGGAUUUAUUUUUGGGCAGAAUGACAUCUUCGGAGAACAACUACCAUCGGUACCAUUCUCGGAGAAAGACCAGGGAGUCACUGACACCUUCACAGAAGUCAUUUCACAGUUUGCUAGGACAGGACAACCUGGGGGGGAUGGACCUAAUGGAGUUCUUCCGUCAUUCUCCAGUAACGAUAACUCCUACAUCAGUAUAACUGAUGAGAUAAGACUUAUGAACAACUUUAGAUUGUGCGAAAUGAGUUUAUGGACUGGAGAUGCAGAGAAACUUGUGUCACCGAGUUGUGACGUACUCAGGGUCACGUCUGAAACUGUCAAGAAAAUUGGCAAGGAAACUGGGAAAAUUGUUGAUUUAGUGUCUCCGAGUGUCGAUAAAAUAAAAAAACCGAUUGAUGCGCUAGGAAAUGUGGGAGGGAAGGUAGUUCCUGGAGGAUUUCCGCCUGUAGCUGUUCCAAAAAUCCCCAAAGUUCCAAAAAUCCCUCUUUUCGGCUAUUUUUAGAUAAGACCAUUCUAAACGUUGUAAUCCCCAUGAACUUUUGAUUUUUCAGUAAUAAAUUAGAAUAUAAAACUCAUUAUUUUAAAAA
Molecule: messenger RNA, 2108 nt
Organism: Diachasmimorpha longicaudata
Lineage: Eukaryota; Metazoa; Arthropoda; Insecta; Hymenoptera; Braconidae
Product: pyrethroid hydrolase Ces2a-like
Exons: 4
Coding region: 17-2023 (668 amino acids)
Source: RefSeq, a predicted model, not a curated record